Drosophila montana is the source of this 5704-nucleotide messenger RNA. It is a transcript of the gene robo1, whose product is annotated as roundabout 1. The transcript has 18 exons. Bases 264 to 4526 code for a protein of 1420 amino acids. NCBI's taxonomy places the organism in Eukaryota, Metazoa, Arthropoda, Insecta, Diptera, Drosophilidae. Gene Ontology annotation, biological process: Roundabout signaling pathway; axon midline choice point recognition; cell-cell adhesion. The record is from RefSeq and is a predicted model, not a curated record. Gene Ontology annotation, molecular function: protein binding; axon guidance receptor activity.
UUCGAUUUGGGUCUGUCUAGGCGCCUGCAGCUAGAGCUGCCUGCAUGGAAAUGUAACUGGAGCAGGCGUAGAAUAAUUUUCCGAAAUGUGUUCAAUGCAGGCCUGAAGAUAAAAAGAAAGAAAUCAAACGCGGAAAUCAGAACGGGCCCAAUAAAAGCCAAGACAAACGCUAAAUAAAAAAAAAAAACAAUGAUUGCCACCACUCACAACUGCGCAAUAUAAUAUUAUCCAUAUAAAUAUAUUUAUAUUUAUAUAAUAUACAUAUGCAUAUGUAUAUAUAUCCACCACAUCGACAUCGAUACAUCUGGAGCACUAACUUUCAUCCAGCAUCAAACAUAAAAAAUAUGCCCCGGCAGCUUCUACUGCUGCUGCUGGCCCUCAUCCUGGUCGCGCUGCCAGCCGCCAAAGCGCAAUAUCAAUCGCCUCGCAUCAUCGAGCAUCCCACGGAUCUGGUAGUAAAGAAAAAUGAGCCCGCAACACUCAAUUGCAAGGUGGAGGGCAAGCCGGAGCCCACCAUCGAGUGGUAUAAGGAUGGCGAACCAGUCAAUACCAAUGAGAAGAAAUCGCAUCGUGUGCUGUUCAAGGAUGGCGCCCUAUUCUUCUACCGCACCAUGCAGAGCAAGAAGGAGCAGGACGGCGGCGAAUACUGGUGUGUGGCCAAAAACCACGUGGGCAAAGCCGUCAGUCGGCAUGCCUCGCUCCAAAUAGCUGUUUUGCGCGACGAUUUUCGCGUGGAGCCGAAAGACACGCGCGUGGCCAAAGGCGAAACGGCGCUGCUCGAGUGUGGGCCGCCCAAAGGCAUACCAGAGCCGACCAUUAUCUGGAUGAAGAAUGGCGUGCCGCUCGAUGACCUGAGCUCGAAACCUUUUGGCACCAGCUCUCGUGUGCGCAUUGUGGAUGGCGGCAAUUUGCUGAUCAGCAAUGUGGAGCCAAUCGAUGAGGGCAACUACAGGUGCAUUGCCCAGAAUCUGUUGGGCUCGCGCGAAUCCAGCUAUGCCAAGCUGAUUGUACAGAUCAAGCCGUUCUUCAUGAAAGAACCCAAGGAUUUGACUAUGGUCUAUGGCCAAACAGCUACGUUCCAUUGCUCUGUUGGUGGUGAUCCGCCACCGAAGGUGCUCUGGAAGAAGGAGGAGGGCAACAUACCAGUAUCCCGUGCGCGUAUUCUGCACGACGAGAAGAGCCUCGAGUUGAGCAACAUAACGCCCAACGAUGAAGGCACCUAUGUCUGUGAGGCGCACAACAAUGUGGGGCAGAUCAGCGCCAGAGCAACGCUCACCGUGCAUGCGCCACCAAAUUUUUCGAAGAAGCCCACAAAUAAGAAAGUCGGUCUCAAUGGCCAAGUGCAGCUGCCUUGCGUGGCCACUGGCAACCCGCCACCAUCUGUGUUCUGGACCAAGGAGGGCUUGUCCACGCUUAUGUUCCCAAACAGCACCCAUGGACGUCAACACAUUACAGCGGAGGGCACGCUGCAGAUCAGUGAUGUGCAGCAGGAUGACGAGGGCUUCUAUGUGUGCUCCGCUUUCAGUGUGGUUGACUCUUCCACUGUGCGCAUCUUUCUGCAGGUCAGCACGGUGGACGAGCGCCCACCACCCAUCAUUCAAAUUGGACCCACAAAUCAAACACUGCCCAAGGGCUCAGUGGCCACAAUGCCCUGCCGAGCCACGGGAAAUCCUACGCCACGUGUUAAAUGGUUUCACGACGGCUAUGCGGUGCAGACGAGCAAUCGCCACAGCAUCGUGCAGGGCAGCUCCCUCAGAGUGGAUGACCUUCAGCUAAGCGAUUCUGGUCUAUAUACAUGCACUGCCACCUCGGAACGCGGUGAAUCCUCUUGGUCUGCUACCCUGACGGUGGAGAAGAGUAGCUCUGCAACGCUGCAUCGUAUAGCAGAUCCCAGCACCUAUCCCGCACCUCCAGGCACGCCAAAAGUGAUCAAUGUCACACGCACCAGCAUCUCGCUGCGCUGGGCCAAGAGCCAAGAGAAGCCAGGCGCCGUUGGACCUAUCGUAGGAUAUGCUGUGGAGUACUUUAGUCCCGAUCUGCAGACGGGUUGGAUCGUAGCCGCUCAUCGUGUGCCCGACACCCAAGUAACGAUCUCAGACCUGACAUCUGCCACAGCGUAUGUGUUUCUGGUGCGGGCAGAAAAUUCACAGGGUGUGUCCGUGCCUUCAGGCCUAUCGAAUGCUAUAAAAACCUUGGGCGAGGACUUUGAUGUGACGCCGUCCAACGAGUUGUCUGCAGCGCGCACGCUGCUGACGGGCAAAGUCGUGGAGCUUAUCGAUGCGUCCGCUGUAAAUGCCAGCGCCGUGCGCUUGGAUUGGAUGCUUCAUGUGAGCGCCAAUGAGAAAUUUGUUGAGGGUCUGCACAUUCGCUAUCGGGAUGCUAGCUCCCACUUGACGCAAUACAAUGUCAUCACAGUGCUUGAUGCCGGAGCGGAGUCCCAUGUGGUGGCCAAUUUGCGAAAAUAUACGAAGUACGAAUUCUUUCUGACGCCCUUCUUCGAAACCAUCGAGGGCCAGCCAAGCAACUCGAAACUGGUCACAACCUUUGAGGAUGUGCCCUCCGCACCGCCGGAUAAUAUACAAAUUGGCAUGUACAAUUUGACUGCUGGCUGGGUGCGGUGGACGCCGCCGCCAGCACAGCACCACAACGGCAAUCUGUAUGGCUACAAGAUUGAGGUUAGCGCUGGCAACACCAUGAAAGUGUUGGCCAACAUGACGUUGAAUGCGACGACCACAUCGGUGCUACUCAACAAUCUUACCACAACGGCCGUUUAUAGCGUGCGACUCAAUGCGUUUACCAAGGCCGGCGAUGGACCUUACUCAAAGCCUAAAUCUUUGUAUAUGGAUCCUACUUAUCAUGUGCAUCCACCGCGUGCCCAUCCCAGUGGCACACACGAUGGCCGUCAUGAGUCUGGCAACGAUUUUACUUACCACACCAAUGGCAUGGUCAAUACGGAGCCUAAUAACGCCAAUCCUACGACACAUCGCAAAAACACAGCAUUUCCCCAAGGCACCUGGGUAAUGGUGCUGGUCAUCAUUAUACUUCUCGUUGUGGUGGUGUCCACAGCAACAGCCAUGGUUUACUUUAAGCGGCGGCAUCAAAUGACCAAAGACCUUGGUCAUCUGAGCGUGGUAAGCGCCAAUGAGAUAACCGCACUGAACAUCAACAGCAAGGAGAGUCUGUGGAUAGAUCGCGGCUGGCGCACGACGGACACGGACAAGGACUCGGGUCUGAGCGAAUCAAAACUACUGUCCCAUGUCAACAGCAGCCAGUCCAACUACAAUAACUCGGAUGGCGGCACCGAUUAUGCCGAAGUGGACACACGCAACCUGACCACGUUCUACAACUGUCGCAAGAGUCCCGAUAAUCCUACACCCUAUGCCACGACCAUGAUCGUGGGCACCUCUUCCAGCGAAACCUGCACCAAAACCACCUCGCUAAGCGCUGACAAGGAUUCGGGCACACAUUCACCCUACUCGGAUGCAUUCACGGCACAGAGCGCUGCAGCUGCUGCUGCGGCUGCUGCUAGCAACAAGUCGAACUAUUUGCAAUAUCCUACAGAAUCGAUUAAUUGGUCAGAGUUCUUGCCACCACCGCCGGAACAUCCGCCGCCGCUGUCCUCCAACUAUGGUUAUGCGCAGGGCUCGCCUGAAUCCUCGCGCAAGAGCUCUAAAAGCGCCGGUUCGGGCAUUUCCACCAAUCAAAGCAUUUUAAAUGCCUCUAUACACAGCAGCUCGUCGGGUGGCUUCUCUGCCUGGGGCGUUUCGCCGCAGUGCGCCGUCGGCGCCUGUCCCCAGGAGGAUCUGUACAGCAAUCCGCUGAGUGCUAUGGGCGGCACACAAAAUCGCUACCAGAUUACGCCCACCAACCAGCAUCCGCCGCCAUAUCCGCCCUGUUUUGGCACCAAUGGCGCCGGCGACAUGGCUUCCCGCAACAUACAUAUCCACUAUCCCACACAGCGACAUGCCGUCAGCGAGUACCAGGCCGGCUUGAAUGCGACGCGCUGCGCCAACAACAACAGAGCCUGCAAUAGCUGCGACGCUCUGGCCUCGCCCAUGCAGCCACCGCCGCUGCCGCCGCCAGCGGAGGGCUGGUACCAGCCGGUGCAUCCCCAUGGCAGUCAGAUGCAGCCCACAGCCUCCAGUCACCAAAUCUAUCAAUGCUCCUCUGAGUGCUCGGACAACUCGCGAGCCUCACAUGGCCACAGCAAGCGACACCAGCAACAGCAGCAGCAACUUCAUUCCGACAGCAGGGCCGAGCACAGCAGCAGCAAGCGAUCCGGCCAGCGUCGACAAGCUGCACAUCUUGCCCAGCAGCAACAGCAGCAACAGAACUCCUGCGCGGAGAGUGAGAACGAGAACAUGCUGUCGGGCUAUGAGCUGCAUCAACGCACUUAUACGAGCGACUGCUGCAACAGCUCACGCGAGGGCGACACCUGCUCCUGCAGCGAGGGCUCCUGCCUGUACGCCGAGGCUGGGGAUCCCAUGGGACCGGCUCCACGCCUCAUGACUGCUAAAAAUACUUAAACUGGUUGGCUAGCGUAUUUACAUAAAGGUCCGAUGGGGAUUGGGUCUUGCGUAGUAUUAAUAUAGCAUCUAGUCCAAAAUUUCAUUCAUAUCGAUCCUAGCACACGAUACUAUACAGCAUUUUAUAUAACUAGAACUGUGCUGCGCCCGCGCCCCCCAAACAUAUAAUACGCAAAAUCUUACGAAACCGAAUACGUACAUACACUCACAAAAAAGCAGAACAAGAAGUAGAACUACUUAAACUACAAUCAAGGUGCACAGCUCGAAUUAUGAUCUUAACUAAUUGGUACUUUGUGCGGGCCUUAAGCAAAAUACGAAUUUUAGAUAUUACAGAAAAACACUCAAUAAAAACCUGCACCGAGCGAAAGAGAGAUCCCUAAAUAAUGUACUUAAGAAGUGAAUGCUGUAUGAUAUGCUUCCGAAAAACAAAGAGAAAAGGAAAAGGAAAACAACUCGAUAAAUUGCUAAACACGAAAUACGUACUCAAAAAAGAAUAAUAACAGUCAGGCCAUAGCAAGUACCAUAAAUAACACUUUUGAUAAAUCCAGAACUAGUUAGAUAUAAACAAUAUGUAUACAGUUAGAGUUGGCUGGCCCCUAGUCAUAGGCUUGAAUUAACGUUAGUAACAUGUACUCACAAAACUCUUUCAUAUCUACGAUCACAAUCGAGCGUUUAUCAACUAUGUUCCCUGAUUUUGCAUUUACAUACUAUAUAGAGAAGGAAAUUACGAAGACGACGUUUAGAUUGAGAACAAUGAACGGCAGUUGCAAUGUUUAAUGGUUAGUGCUUUUCUAUAAAACUGAAAACUAAAAAAAAAACAAAAAACAAAGAAAUACUUCAAAUAAUAACGACUUGACCUAGUGCUUAGUAAAACUUAAACUCUAAUUACUACUUAUUAUGCUUAAUAGGCAGCAUAUACAUAAAUAGCUAAAGCCAACACUUCGGUGCCAUCGAAGACAACCUCCACACACACACUCACACACACAUAUACAUACAUACAUACAAACAAGACACUGUCCGAUCUUUAACCUGUUUAGACCCCUUUCACCCUCCGGCCGUUCGCCUUUGUGUGGGGGCUCUCCAUAACGUACAUACAUUUUUACAAGCUUGCAUUUGAAAAAAGUCUAAAAUGUACCUGUGAUAUAUAUAACCCCAUUAAAGUAUUUUAAUAUUAUUAA